This is a messenger RNA of Cylindrotheca closterium, 636 nucleotides long. NCBI's taxonomy places the organism in Eukaryota, Bacillariophyta, Bacillariophyceae, Bacillariales, Bacillariaceae. The record is from the annotation of a GenBank genome assembly.
AUGGAGAAAGGAAACCAACAACCCGAAAUGCCCAAGCAAGAGCCAGUACCCAUGCGCGAGCAAGCCAAGCAAGGUGGGAGGUGCUGCGGAGGAUGCUGUGACUACCGCCGUGCGGUGAUAGUGUUGUGCAUCAUCUCUCUCAUCUUUACCAUCAUUGGACUUGUCAAUCCUGCACUCAACCGAGCCUUCCAGUCUGAAGCAUACCCUGAAUUGGAACAAAUUGUUAAUGAUCACAACACCAGCCUUCUUGCUAUUGGCAUUGUUCAUAUUAUCAUGACUGUUGUUGCUCUUGUUGGUGCUAUCAUUUUCAACUUCUUCAUGGUCGCCCUCUACGUCCUCUGGUCCAUCUUGAACUUGAUCAUUUCCAUCGUCCUUCAACAUCAAAUGUUUGAGGAGUUGUUAGACUGGGUCGAAACACAAACUGACGACGAAGCCUGGUCGACCAAUAACCAGGAUGAGCUUGAAACAGCAUUCAACACUUACAUGAUCGUCAACUACGUCCUCACUGCUAUCUUCACUUUGUUGUGGGUGUACCCAUCUGUUUUCUUGUCUGUUGAGAUCAAGAAGGGAAUCAUGACCAAGGAGACUUACCCUCGUGAGGAAAUGUCUUGCUGCUGUGUCGGUAACCGCAACUAA